GAUGCCCACGUUUACUAGAACCGCAGCAAACGGUAUCAUUUCUCCAUCAAGCCCCAGCCUGCAAUUAACCGGAAACCACAUUUGUGGGCGUCUGGCCGCUUGGACAGUCACGACAAACGCUAAUCCACCACAACGCAGCUUACCCACCCCUCCUUCCCCCUUUCCUCGUAUUGUCCUCGUAAUCUACCUACGUCGCUGCCACCUCCAUUGUUACGGCAACCUACCAUCAAUAUGAUGGCGGUUUUGGUCUCGCGGAGCGUGCUGUGGAAAAUAUUAAUCGUGCUUGGGGAGGUUUGUUUUCGGGUUCAAGUAAUUCUGGCUACCCUUCUUUAUCAAUGCAUCAAGCAUUGGUCUACCGCUGAUCGUACUUUAGCAUGCCAGGGAGAUCCUCAAAUCUCAAUUUAUAUGCAUUUGGUCUUCGAUCGGCGCUCAUCUGAAAACAGGAAAUACGGAUGUCAUCCAACCGGUCAGACUGUCAGGAGCCUGUUUCAAGCCACCCACGCGGUACACCAAAAUCUACAUCACAUAUCUUACCUUCCUGAAGGCAUCAAAACCCCAUUCCAAUCAGUGUAUCUAAUGUCAAAUGCCAUGGUAAAUGUGUCCUGCUCAAACCCACCUCAUCUACUAUCCUCAACAACCUCCGCACAGUUUCCGUCGAGACCAUCUGCCGUACUAUCAAAAGAAAAGCCGCCUGGUCAAACAACAGCAUGGACGACGACUGGCUAUCCUCAAUAACCGAUACCAUGACAUGGCAAUGCUCCAGUGCCUUCGCCAAGCCUUCAAGCAGAAGGAGAAUGGACUCUCUUCUCUUCGAAUGUGUAACCUCUCAAUGAACGAGAGCGAUCUUGGACAUUCUCUCUUCCCUCUUUUCACACAGGACUCGGAUAUGCCGUGCCCCGCGACGGCCCACCACUUCAUCUCUAGCGGA
This is a messenger RNA of Desarmillaria tabescens, 928 nucleotides long. RefSeq lists its product as uncharacterized. Lineage: Eukaryota; Fungi; Basidiomycota; Agaricomycetes; Agaricales; Physalacriaceae. The transcript has 3 exons. The record is from RefSeq and is a predicted model, not a curated record. Bases 232 to 735 code for a protein of 167 amino acids.